This is a messenger RNA of Capra hircus (goat), 901 nucleotides long. RefSeq names its product chymotrypsin C (gene CTRC). Bases 33 to 839 code for a protein of 268 amino acids. Gene Ontology annotation, molecular function: serine-type endopeptidase activity. The record is from RefSeq and is a predicted model, not a curated record. The transcript is spliced from 8 exons. Lineage: Eukaryota; Metazoa; Chordata; Mammalia; Artiodactyla; Bovidae. Gene Ontology annotation, biological process: proteolysis.
GCGACAUUCACCUGAUUCUGAGCAUUCACAACAUGUUGGGCAUCACGGUCUUCACCACACUCCUGGCCUACGCCUCCAGCUGCGGGGUCCCCAUCUUCCAGCCCAACCUAUCAGCCCGCGUGGUGGGAGGAGAGGACGCCAUUCCCCACAGCUGGCCCUGGCAGAUCUCCCUCCAGUACCUCAGGGAUGACACGUGGAGGCACACCUGUGGUGGCACCCUGAUCAGCCCCAGCCACGUGCUCACAGCUGCCCACUGCAUCAGCAACACCCUGACCUACCGCGUGGCCCUGGGGAAGAACAACCUGGAGGUGGAGGACGAGGCAGGCUCCCUCUAUGUGGGUGUGGACACCAUCUUUGUCCACGAAAAGUGGAACUCCUUUCUAGUUCGCAAUGACAUUGCCCUUAUCAAGCUGGCAGAGACCGUGGAACUGAGUGACACAAUCCAGGUGGCCUGCCUGCCAGAGGCGGGCUCCUUGCUGCCUCAGGACUACCCCUGCUACGUCACUGGCUGGGGCCGUCUCUACACCAACGGCCCCAUUGCCGCCGAGCUGCAGCAGGGCCUGCAGCCUGUGGUGGAUUAUGCCACAUGCUCCCAGAGAGACUGGUGGGGCACCACGGUGAAGGAAACCAUGGUCUGUGCCGGGGGCGAUGGAGUCAUCUCAGCCUGCAACGGGGACUCGGGCGGCCCCCUGAACUGCCAAGCCGAGAACGGCAACUGGGACGUGCGAGGCAUCGUCAGCUUCGGCUCCGGGCUGGGCUGCAACACCCUCAAAAAGCCAACGGUCUUCACCCGUGUGUCUGCCUACAUCGACUGGAUCAACGAGAAACUGCAGCUGUGAUUCAUCCCCAGGAGCCCAGGCCACAAAUCCCAACAACCACAAUAAACCUCUCUCCCCCUCAA